This is a messenger RNA of Meriones unguiculatus (Mongolian gerbil), 3581 nucleotides long. RefSeq names its product SET and MYND domain containing 3 (gene Smyd3). The transcript has 12 exons. The coding region runs from base 90 to 1376 and encodes 428 amino acids. Gene Ontology annotation, molecular function: protein binding; histone H4 methyltransferase activity. Gene Ontology annotation, cellular component: nucleus. NCBI's taxonomy places the organism in Eukaryota, Metazoa, Chordata, Mammalia, Rodentia, Muridae. The record is from RefSeq and is a predicted model, not a curated record.
GCAAGCGCAGGACGCAGGCGCGCAGUCAGAAAACACGAGACUCAAGCCGAGGGACGAGACGUGGGUCUGAGGUGCGGACCCGAGGAAGGAUGGAGUCGCUGAAGGUGGAAAAGUUCGCGACCGCCGACCGGGGAAACGGGUUGCGCGCCGUGGCGCCCCUGCGCCCCGGGGAGCUGCUCUUCCGCUGCGACCCCUUGGCGUACACCGUGAGCAAGGGGAGUCGCGGUGUCGUCUGCGAUCGCUGCCUCCUGGGGAAGGAAAAGCUGAUGCGGUGUUCUCAAUGCCGAAUUGCCAAAUACUGCAGUGCCAAGUGCCAGAAAAAAGGUUGGCCAGACCACAAGCGAGAAUGCAAAUGUCUUAAAAGCUGCAAGCCCAAAUAUCCGCCUGACUCUGUGAGACUUCUGGGCAGGGUUGUUGUCAAACUUAUGGAUGAAAAACCCUCAGAAUCGGAGAGGCUUUACUCAUUUUAUGAUCUGGAGUCCAAUAUUAACAAACUCACUGAAGAUAAGAAAGAAGGUCUGAGGCAACUUGCAAUGACAUUUCAACAUUUCAUGAGAGAAGAAAUACAGGAUGCUUCUCAGCUGCCGCCUGCUUUUGACCUUUUUGAAGCCUUUGCAAAAGUGAUCUGCAAUUCCUUCACCAUCUGCAAUGCGGAAAUGCAGGAGGUCGGCGUUGGCCUGUACCCCAGUAUGUCUCUGCUGAAUCACAGCUGUGACCCCAACUGCUCGAUCGUGUUCAACGGGCCCCACCUCUUAUUGCGUGCAGUGCGAGAAAUUGAGGCAGGAGAAGAGCUCACCAUCUGCUACCUGGACAUGCUGAUGACCAGUGAGGAACGCCGGAAGCAGCUGAGGGACCAGUACUGCUUUGAAUGUGACUGCAUCCGAUGCCAAACGCAGGACAAGGAUGCUGACAUGCUGAUAGGUGAUGAGCAAAUAUGGAAGGAGGUUCAGGAGUCGCUGAAGAAAAUUGAAGAGCUGAAGGCACACUGGAAGUGGGAGCAGGUUCUGGCUCUGUGCCAGGCCAUCCUAAGCAGCGACUCUGAGCAGCUUCCCGACAAAAACAUCUACCAGCUGAAGGUGCUGGACUGCGCCAUGGAUGCCUGCAUCAACCUGGGCAUGCUGGAGGAGGCCCUGUUCUACGCCAUGCGCACCAUGGAGCCAUACCGGAUCUUUUUCCCUGGGAGCCAUCCCGUCAGAGGUGUGCAAGUGAUGAAAGUCGGCAAGCUGCAGCUCCAUCAAGGCAUGUUUCCCCAAGCCAUGAAGAACCUGAGGCUGGCCUUCGACAUUAUGAAAGUGACCCACGGCCGAGAGCACAGCCUGAUUGAGGACCUGAUUCUCCUCAUGGAAGAGUGUGAUGCCAACAUAAGAGCCUCCUAAGGACAGCCUGGGGGGGGGGGGAAAGGGGAGGUGGUGCUCCCUUCAUCGAACGCCUUACCGAGGUCACACACUCUGUGAUGUCUGCUGUGUGAGCCUCCUGUAGAGAGCACCAUUGUGUUUCUGUGGGUAUAUGUGUUUCUGUGGUGUGUCGUGAGAACACUCAUUUGUGGUAGAACAGAACUGUGAUCUUAAAUACAGAAGAGGAGUUGAGAAUGCCAUCUGGCCACUUGGCUUCACCUCCUCACGGAUGAUUUUCGUGUUUAAGAUCUCAGCAUUGGAAAUAAAACACCAGGCAGCUCUCAAGAGGCAGAGGCUGGUGGAUCUCUGUGAGUUCGAGGCCAGUAAGGUCUACGUAGGGAAGUCCAGGACAGCCAUGGCCUCUGUAGAGAGACCCUGUGUCAAAACCAAAACGGAACAAAAAUAAGGUGGAAUAAGCUAAAACUUCCUCUUUGGAUGUAUAUAGAGGUGAUUGGAUAAAGGUAAUCAUUUUCACAUUUACUCCUGAACACAUCUUAUCAAGAAGCAGAUUUUUAGUUGUUCUUUUAUUUUUAUUGAUAUGUAUUAAUUGUGCUUACUAAAGUGGUUCACUGUGAUAUUUCAGUAUUUGAAUACAUGUAUACAACAUGCAGCUAUCAAAGAGCAGAUCUGGCCUCCCUUUAUUUUUCUGCCCCCACGAUUCCCCAUUUCUCCUACUCACCCACCCCAACCUAUACACACAAGGGAGAAAGUGUGGUACUUGUCUCUGUCCCUGGCUUAUUUCCCUUCAUACCAUUUCCUCUAGUUCUCUCUAUCCUGCUGCAGAUGACGUGGUUUCACUCUUCUUUAAGGCUGAGUAAUAUUCGGCUACUUACGUGCAAUUUGUGCCUGUUGGUGAGGACCUAAGCUAAUCAUAGCAUCCACCAUUAUGAAUGGCCUCACAGUCGACACGGACAGGCAGGUGUAUUUGGGGUUUACACAUUUGAUUUCCUUUUGACGUAUAUCUAGACGUGGGAUAAGUAGCUCCCAUGGUAGUCCUACUUUGGCUUCUUAGAUGAGCCUCCAUACUGUUGCUCUGGGUUAGGGACCCGACAGCAGGGUAUGAGAGUUCCUGUUUUCCAUGUUCACGCCAGCACUGGUCACAUACGGGGUUUUGCUGGCUUGGCUAUUGGCUUAACCGCAUUUUAACUGGUGUACAUGAUGCCUCACUGUCUCCGUUUCCCUGGCGACCGAUGGUUUUGAUUGUGCCUUGUUCAGAGCAGCUGCUCAUUUUGUAAUUGGCAUCUUGUUUUUUAAUUCCUCACAGGAUAAAUACACUGUGUGUUAUGGAUGUGAACUGGGAGGAUGGCUGGCAAACAAUUCUCUCAGUUCUGUAGAUUGUCUUUUCCUCUGUUGUUUUGCGUGCUGGGCAGAACUUCAGUGUCAUUGUCUCUCUGUCUUUGGUUUUGCUCCCUUUGCUUUUAUAGUCAUAUAAACCCAUUGCUUAUCCCAGCAUCUGUGAUAUUCCGUUGCCCUUUCUUAGGUGUAUUUCCAUGCGUGUCCCCAGCUCAGUUCUUGCAUUUGCUCUUUGAUCUAUCAUGAGCUGAGGUCCAUCAUAAAACCGUUCCAUUUCCAUCUCUUGCCUGCUUUCCCUGCACACGUUAAAGAGGCCAGCUACAUACCCUGCAAGGUUUGGACACCUUUGUCGAGAAUUAUCUGGCUCGGUGUGCAAACUCACUUCUGGGCUCUCUGUUCUGUCCCACUGCUCCAUGUGUCUGUUGUUACUCUAUGACCAUGCUGCUUCUGCCAUCAUGGCUCUGUAGUAUGUCUCAAAACGAGGUACCGUGAUGCCUCUGGCCUCACCCUUUCUGCUCACAAAUAUUUGGUCUGUUCUGAGUCUUUGGUGAAGAAGCAGAAUGUUGAAAUGUUGUCUUUACUCCUCUGUGAUAAAUAACUACAUGUGUUAUUACUCUCUGAAUCCCUCCCAACACAGGAAUCAUUAUCCUAAAUCCUAGGACUAGGCCAUUUCAGACAUUCCUGGUAAACGGUAAGUCUCACAUAAAAAGAAAAAGAUACUGAACUCAGCUCUUUGUGUAAAUCGUUCUUGUAUUUUAUAGUUCUUUGUGUGUGUUAAUACUUUCUUAAACAUAUUUCUUCUGUAAUUGCUCAAAUUUGUGGCUCAGUGUGUUGCUGGGCAGAGCAGAGAGCUCUACUGCCCUGUAGUAAAGUGUGUUUUCAUUCCCAUUCAAA